Messenger RNA from Mytilus californianus (California mussel), 1808 nucleotides. RefSeq lists its product as uncharacterized. Lineage: Eukaryota; Metazoa; Mollusca; Bivalvia; Mytilida; Mytilidae. The transcript is spliced from 6 exons. Bases 677 to 1708 code for a protein of 343 amino acids. The record is from RefSeq and is a predicted model, not a curated record.
GAUUUGAAUUGAAUGCACCAUGGAGCGGAAGUUUUUGUUAUUAAAUUAUGGUGAAAGGACAAAAAAAUAUCUGUGACUAAUGAUUUAAAUGUAAAUUUUAUUCAAGAAAAUGUUCAAUCAAAAUUUGGUUUGAAUGAUCAUGAUGUACAUCUCCAAAUUUUAGACAAUGAUGUAGGAGAGAACAUCGACUUGGAUUCAAAUGAAGAUAUAAAUUUAGAAUUAAAUAUAAUCAGAGUAAAAAUAACAAAGGCAUUUGUAAGUGCGGAUUCCCAAGAAAUUCCAAGAACAACAGCUUGUACUCCCUCUACGUUGCCAAUUGUGAAUGAAUCAACAGAAUCUUUCAGUACCUGUACAUCACCAGUACCUACAUGUACAUCUACAUGUAUCAACUUGAGCAGCCCAUCUAGACAAGUACCUACAUCUAGCAACAUAUGCACAAACAGUCCAUCUGGAGUAGAGAUUAUUGGUAGUGAUGUGCCGACCACAAAAAAACAGAUAACACGGAAACAAUGGCCUAGAAUUUACCACUUUCCAUCUGCCAGUGCACCUAGGGCAUUAUAUAUCAAAAUAGAAAGAAAAGAACCUCUUGAAAAAUCAGACAGAAGUCGACUGCUGGAUACAAUUUAUAACAAUGUAACGCAGUUUGAAGGUGGUCUGUAACUACCCCUCAUCAGACAUGUAUGACCAGAUAGUGGACGGGAUUCUUAGGGAAUUUCCCAUGCUUAUGCAAGAAAGUGGAAUACCUCUUCAGUCUGUUAGAGUCUAUUGGAGAGAGAAAUUAAAAUAUAAAUGGCAGAAUGAAAGAAAAUCAAAAGAUAAAAAUCUCCCAGAAGUAAAGGCAAAGAAGAGGAAGGUAACGACCGAGUUGAAAGAUGAUAUUCCAAAAGCCAAGAAAAAUUUGACAUGGGGAAUGUCGAAUUAUUUGCCGAUGAGGCCAGAUUCGGAAGAUUUGGAAUCCAUAAAAUUGCACAAAACUUGGCUAAAGCAGGAGUACAGAAAAGUUGACCAAGAUUUUAGACUGGUUGACUUGAAAAUGGGCCUGACAUUUCCUGACAGAAGAAAAGAUAUAGUUCAAGAUGGAAAUAGUUUAUCAGAAAUUAUUAAAGAAUAUCCAUUUUUACAAGACAGAAGACAGUUACUUCAAGAAUUUGCCAGACUAGGACCUAAUACAGAAAAAAAAGAAUUGGAAGACCUCUUUUUUGAUGGUUUGGAUUCGUACAGAGAAGUCAUAGUGAAGUUAUCCAAAGGGAAGAAGCUGCAUAAAUUUGAAAAAGAAAUUUAUGAUUUAAUAGCUGUACAAAGAUCUGAUGACCAGAGAAAAUACACAAGUCAGUGCGCAGCCAUCUUAGGAAUUGCAUUGCUUUUGAAGGAGAAGUUCAAUCAGGUGCUGUACUUCAGUGAUUCCGAAGAAACAGAAGAACCAUUUCUUCUGAUAAUCAAAGACAGAAUUUUAAGUAUGGGGAAUGACCUAUUUGAACUGAAGGUAGAUGGGGAUGUGAUAUUCAGAUGUGACACUUUUCUUGAAUUAAUUACUGGAUUGAUAGCUUCAAUUUAUUGUUUCAAUUUAGUCUAUCCAAAACCUAUUGAAAAAUCAUUGUUGUUUAUACAAAAUUGUAUCAUGAGUUUAAAUGAUGGUGGGAAGGUUGAUAAGAAGAUUUUAUCAGUAAUAACAGAAUUAAACAGAGAGAAAACUAAAACAUUAAAUUAGUAUUUGAAUUUUAUGAGAUACUGUAAAGCUGUCUGAAUCAAAGGAUCAUCUGUUGUCUACCUCAUUUUUCUGAUGUAAUAUCACAAAAGUCACACUUGCA